Messenger RNA from Panicum virgatum (switchgrass), 1051 nucleotides. RefSeq lists its product as uncharacterized. Lineage: Eukaryota; Viridiplantae; Streptophyta; Magnoliopsida; Poales; Poaceae. The record is from RefSeq and is a predicted model, not a curated record. The coding region runs from base 204 to 791 and encodes 195 amino acids. The transcript has 3 exons.
CCACGGGGAGGAGAGGAGACGAAGCAGCAGCCCAAAAAGAAAAAGAGGAAAAAAAAACCACAGGGAUAGAGAGAGAGAGACGUAUAGCCGCCGCUUCGUGCGCGUCGACGUCACCUCGCCGCCGGGCGGGGGGGCCCAUCUCGCCGCGGGUCUCGGGGGACUGGCCUGGGCGUGCGCCGGGCGGAUCAGGAGGCGCGAGGGGGAUGGCCGGGAAGAAGCGCAAGGCGGAGGCGGCGCGCCUGGAGGAGACGGACCGCGCGCUCUACGGGGCCUUCCGGGGCGCCGCCAACUCGCUCUCGCAGCUCUACACGCUCGCCAUGGGCGCGCAGAAGGCCUCCUUCCACGCCGGCGAGCGCCACGCCAUGGAGAAGCUUUAUGAAUGGAUCUUGAGGCAGCACGAAAACGGUUUGAGGCUGACAGUUGCUGAUAUAGCCUCCCACAUCCAGCAUGAGAUUCAGUACGGAGGCGACAACGCUUCAGCCUCUCCAAGGUCACAAUAUCCUAGCCAAAUCACUGCACCUACAGUGCACAUCCCCAACGCAAGCAACCAGCAACCGUCCCCAAGCUCAUUCGCCCCAGGAAACCCUGGGUUGGCACAGUCCAAGAACUCCAUGGUCUUUUCGAACGCGUUAUCCAGCCCCAUCCGGUGGAGCCUGCAGCCAUACCACCUAGAACAAGGCGGAGACGCAGGGUACUUUGCGAACGGUGCAAGCCGCGACGCCAACCCCACGGCCUCAAACGACUCGUCCAUGGACAUGCACUCAGACAGCCCCGCUCACGACUCGUACUGAAUGAGCAGCUCGCUCCCGUCCAUGAAAAGCUGGAAGAAUAGCACUUCCAGCGGAAGAAGCCCGCCUUCACAGGCCAAGUAGGUCUAUUCAAUUUAACACCUUGCCUAGCCUCUUACACUAAGCGUGUGAUGUCUUGUGUUGCUGUUACUGCUACAACUACUACUGCUUACCACCUGUUGCUUUGCCAGGGUACCUGUAAUUUGCAUGUAUUAUACUGUACCAUUUGAUUUAUCUGUGCAUAUUACUUACUGCUGUUGGUA